This is a messenger RNA of Coniophora puteana RWD-64-598 SS2, 1467 nucleotides long. RefSeq lists its product as uncharacterized. The record is from RefSeq and is a predicted model, not a curated record. Lineage: Eukaryota; Fungi; Basidiomycota; Agaricomycetes; Boletales; Coniophoraceae. The transcript has 9 exons. The coding region runs from base 1 to 1467 and encodes 488 amino acids.
AUGUCUUCCCAGUCCACUUUGACCCGCACCAAACGUUCGGCCAAGCCAUCCGACAAGGUUAGACAAACUGCCGAGGAUGUCGCUCAAAAGCAGGAGCAGCGACGUCAGCAAGACACCAUCCGGGACCAGCAGCGCAAGAUACGUGAAGCCAAAAAGGCUCAAAAGGCUGCCGCCAUGAAUCAAGGCUCCCAAGGCCCCAUGCUCAGUCACCACAACACUCAGAGGAACAUGCCUCGGUCGGUUCCAGCCGAUGAGUUGUCAGUCCGCAGCGAGGCUUCGCAGCCAACUCUGGCUGCACGUCACUCUGUGGUUCCACCGCCGCCUACUCAUACUACCACCCGUCGUCUGACACCGGAUCAAGUACGACAGUUGGUCCAUGAGCGUUUCCACUCCGAGGACGACGAUGAUGAUGACGACUACUCGUCUCUGCCGAAAUACCUUAGUCGCAAGCGUCCCCAGCAUGUGCUGGGUACCGAGGACAACUCCGACGAUGGAGACGGGGGCUCUGCUCACAAACGCCAAUGUUCGGCACCUGUGGACGUUGCUGCCGACAACGAACCCAUAUGGCUGGAGGACGCCGAUGCCAAUAUCGAUGAAGAUGACACACAGCCCCUAAACGAGGUGAUCACCUCAGCCAGUGGCAAGACCACCUCAUGCCGCCAACGUCUUCAGGGGAGGGCCCAACCCGACGAAGUUCAGGACGUGCUGUGGGCUGCCAUCUCUAUUUUUGGGUCUCUCAUGUGCCUCGACCACGCCUUCCCCAACUCACUUCAAGAGCACCAGUGGGCCGAGCGCGCCUGGAAGAAGGCCUGCGAGUUCUACAACGUCGAGCAUGUGCUGACUCCAGCAGUCAGGAAAUUGAUCACUGAUCGUACAAGUCAUCUCCGAGGAGAGCUCAAGACCAAAGCCCGCCCCCUGGUUGAGACCACAUUUGGAUUUGAGGUCAGUGACGAUGCAGAUGUUCAGGCAGCCAACCGCAAGCUUGUUGAGGACCUCAAGAGAGACACCGCAUUUGUGUACCGGGUGCGGGGCGAGACUGCUGAGGAGCACCGCGGGAUGUUCCUCGCCAAAAUAAUUCAACAGCUCAUCAAUGCCGUCUUCUACAAGGGGAAAAAGGCGAUGGCUGUGAGGUGGGAGGAGUUUUUUGAAACUUUCCCUGGGCCCGGCUUUGCUUUGGUCCUGUCGGCGAUUGAAUGUUCUAUCGACGAGUGGUCGACGGGCUCCUUUGAGAAGGUCGCAUUCUCAGAGGCCAAUUACCGUGACGUAUUCGAGACCCACCUCAAGAAUCUUGAUGACUUUGCUGGCCAUGGGAAUGGCGCUGACCGUGUGUUGGAGAAGUUCAUGCAGCGCGUACAUCGGAUUGGAAGCUCUCAUGCCCGGGUGGCUGCUCCCUCGCGUGCCCCCCAACCCAUGAAGCCGGCUGCAUUUGAUACAGCAGUGUUUGAUAUGAUCCGUGACCUGGACUGA